This is a messenger RNA of Clupea harengus (Atlantic herring), 5461 nucleotides long. It is a transcript of the gene carmil3, whose product is annotated as capping protein regulator and myosin 1 linker 3. Gene Ontology annotation, biological process: regulation of Arp2/3 complex-mediated actin nucleation; cell migration. The record is from RefSeq and is a predicted model, not a curated record. The coding region runs from base 293 to 4552 and encodes 1419 amino acids. Lineage: Eukaryota; Metazoa; Chordata; Actinopteri; Clupeiformes; Clupeidae. The transcript has 41 exons. Gene Ontology annotation, molecular function: protein binding. Gene Ontology annotation, cellular component: lamellipodium; plasma membrane.
GUGGUACCUUGUAAAGGUAGUAAGUACCCCAAUGCGAAGCGCGCCUUCGCGUUAGGACCAGUAUGGGGAAGUGAGAGCACCAGGAAGAACUCUUUGCGUCUCAACUAUUCCAGUUCCCACUCCGCACAAGCCUCUCCCCCCCUCCCACCUCUGUUAUGAUAUGUUUAGGCAUCGCAUUCGCCCGCUGCUCUGUUGGAGUGCCUGAACGGGGGCAUUAACGUCUCUUCCUUGAUUACCGGGAGCAAAGGGGGAGAGUGGAUUCAAAGGCAGUUUGAGAGAGAGAGUGCACGCAAUGGCAUCUAAGGAGUUUUCUGCCGCUGGAUUCUUUACCGUCAGCAGAGAAAUAACAGAUAGCAUCAGAAAGGUCAUCGACAAACCAUCUGUCAAGUUCGCGCGAGCUGUCAAGCUUGACACCAAGGGUGGAAAAUCAGAGGACAGAAUUCUGGCUCUGACAACAUGGCGACUUUACCUUUUGGCUGCCAAAGUACCAACCAAGGUGGAGCAGACAUUCAACUUUCUGGAGAUUCGGGGAAUGAAUGCUUACCCAGAGUACCAGGUUGUCAUAGAGACAGACAAGGCAACAUACUCCCUUAGACUGCAGUCCGUCGAUCACCUGGAUCAGCUUAUUGGUCACGUGAACUUUGCCCUCUCUCGCAUUUUCAACAACUCCAUCUUUGCGCCCCCCAUCUGUCGGUUAGAUGGGGAGCUCACAGAGGGGGGGCGCAAGUUCUCCCCCAACUCCGAGACGUCUGUGGAGGCGCAGAGAGCCUGUGGAGGCUUUUCAGAGACCUAUGCAGCUUUGUGUGAUUACAAUGGCAUUGGCUGCAAAGAGGAAGUUCAGUGGGAUGUGGAUACCAUCUACCACUCUCAGGACAAUAGAGAGUUUAACUUGUUGGAUUUCAGUCACCUGGAGAGCAGGGAUCUUGCUGUGAUUGUGGCAUCCAUGGCGUACAAUACGUGGUUCACCAAACUCUACUGCAAGGAUUUACGCUUAGGUUCAGAGGUGGUGGAGCAGAUUCUUCACACCGUCAGCAAAUCCAGCAGUCUGGAGGAGCUCACCCUGGAAAACGCCGGCCUCAAAUCGGAUUUUCCUCUGAAGAUGGCAACGGCUCUGUGUGAAAACCCUGCUUCUGUGAUUCACUCCCUGAACCUGGCCCACAACACGCUGGACAGCCAGGGGGUUUCCAAUCUCAUCCAGCAAAUGUGUCGCCUCAACAAAGGUCUGCGUCUGCUCAACCUCUCCAAGACGUCCCUCUCCUCUAAGGGUGUGAUGUCUCUCUCUCAGGCUCUCUGCUCCAGUGAUGACUACUCCAACUCCCUCCUGCACCUGGACCUGAGCAAGAACCCUGGGGUGCUGUCUGGCGAGGACGCAACGAAUCUUUACCUGUUCUUGGCCCAGCCAAACUGCCUGGUGCACUUGGACUUGUCUGGGACAGACUGCGUUGUGGACACAUUGUUUGGGGCUUUGCUUAGGGGAUGCUGUGCUGAUCUGUCCUAUCUGAACCUCUCCAGAAACUCAUUCUCUCACAGGAAAGUGAGAGAAACUCUUCCCUCUUUUCGUCAGUUCUUCAGUUCAGCUUUCAGCCUGACUCACAUCAGCCUCUCAUCGAUGAAGAUGCCGCCUGAUGUUCUGAGAGCACUAUUCCUAGGACUGUCGUCCAAUCCGCACAUCACUGACCUGCACCUGGACAUAAGUGGCUGUGAGCUGAGGUCAGCAGGAGCGGAGGUGAUCCAGGACUUGUUCCCCAGAGUCUCCUGCGUCAGCACUCUGGACAUCUCUGACAACGGAUUGGAUGCAGAUCUUCUGUCUGUUAUCCCCACCUUCUCCAGACAUCCCUCCCUCAAACACCUGCUACUUGGCAAGAAUUUCAACCUUAAAAGCAGGGUGCUGGAUGAGAUCCUUCAGAAGCUUGUCUUACUCAUACAGGAAGAAGAGUGUGCUCUGCAAUCCUUGUCCCUGGCGGACUCGCGCUUGCGCUCCAGAGGCACGUCGCUGGUGAACGCUCUGGGCAGCAACGCCUGCCUCAGAAAGGUGGACCUGAGCGGCAAUGGCUUUGAAGAUGCCGGGGCCCGCAUGCUCAGCAAGGCCCUGCAGAUCAACACCACCCUCAGGAGUGUAACAUGGGACCGUAAUUAUACCACUGCUACUGGAUUCCAUGAUGUUGCACGAGCCUUGGAACAUAACUUCACUAUCCAGUAUAUGCCACUUCCCCUGUGUGACAUUGCCCAGGCCUAUCGCAACGCCCCUGAGAGGACAGAGCAGGCACUGACCAAGAUCCAGCGGGCGUUGUUGAGGAAUAAUCAGACACAGCGCUUCUCCCAGAAACAGGCCCUGCGUCUGCAUCAGGGUCUAGUGACCAGCACGGCUGAACAGGUGAUGGAGCGCCUGUGUGUGCGUGUGCAGCAGCAGCUGUGUGUUCUGCGGGGGUCAGCGGAGGGGGAGGAGCUACAGGCAGCGAGACAGGUUCUCAAGGAGGCCAGGAACUCACGAGCGCUGUACCCAUCCCUGUGUGAGCUGGCCCAUGUGCUGUCAGUGGACGGGCCCGUCAGACAGAGGCUGGAUGCGCUGGCUGGCGAACUGGCCAAGGCAGCCGAUAAAGAAUUACAGGUGAUCGUGGACUCCAUGGUGUCCCUGUGCCGUGAGCUGUGUCCGCUCUCCGCCACCUCAGCAGAGCUGCUCUCCCCUCCGCUCUCCUCCGUCUCGGAGCGUGUCUCCAUCCCUCGCUCCGUGAUCCGCACUGCCCUGAUGGAGAGAGCAGCGCAGGACAUCAAUAGAGCCCUCGAGGAGGUUAAGCUUUCUGUCGUCUCACAUCUCACCAACACCAUCGUGGAUCAGAUCUUGCAGGAGCUCUACACCACUCACAAAAUACUGCUGCAGCAGGUGUCUCAGGUGAGACGUCUGGAUGACAGGGGGACAACCCGUCGAGCUCAGAGACACACAGACACGCUGGACAUGGCAGAUGAGGACCUGGCCAUUGGCAUAGACACCAUCGCCAUCAAGAAGCGUAGCUCUCGCACCAGACGGAUUCGGCCUGUGUCCACCAGAUUGACAGGCCUGGGCGAUGACCCCACCGCCUCCCCCAUUGUCUCUGCCUCUCCUCCCUCUGCCCAUCUUCCCCGCUCAGCUUCCUGGGAGGGGCUCUCCACCCUGCCUACCCAAGGUGCACCUCUGCGCCAUGUCACACACGUCAGACCUCGCCCCCCGCGGCGACACAGGACAGGCCACACCCCUCCAGACACACACUGCGCUGAGAACGGAGGAGUGAACCUGCUGGACAAUGGCCUUCCUGACUUUUACACCAAGAGGGUUCUGCCUGAAAGUCAGCUGGCGUCUCACAACCAGGCCCAGACACUGAGGAAACAGAAGAGGCGGAGCGUCCUGUCAUUCUUCUCCGGUUUCCGUAAGAACCACCACUCUGCCACCUUCUACCAGGAUGCGGACUCUGCAGGACAGGGAGGGGCCUGCGGGGAGGAGUGCCGAACAAAUCUGUCCUCUGAGAACGUCUACUCGACGGUGGAGUACCCCAGUGAUGGUGAGCAGGCGGUGGAGAUAGGCAGUGACCGCCCCCAGCGGAGGCUGGAGAGGCAGGGUUCCGAGAGGAGCACCCCCAAGUCAGCACGGUCCCUCCACGGCAUCGCCCACCCGGGCCAGAGGGGGGUCCCAGCCUGCCUCUCACAGAAACAGUCUUCAGACACAGAGAGCGACACUCACAGCUCUGUGGGAACAGGAGUACACACAGACAUGCUGAGCGUGGAGAGAGAUGCCUUCGACAGGGACAGCGACGGGCCUUUGCCGGGCGCCCGCGAAGAGGAGGCGACGCAGGCUGAGGGGCAGAUAGUGGGCAUCGAUGGUGGAGAGGAGGUGGAGGAGGAGGUGCCCCCCUUGCCCGGUGCUGUGGGAGAGAUGGAGCAGCAGAAGAUAGAGGAGGAGGAGGAGGAGGAGGAGGAGGAGGAGGCAGAGAGUCAGAAGCCUGUGCCGCCCCCGCAGAGCUGCAAGCCCAGCCUGGCCAGAAUGAGACAGCGACACCUGCAGGAAAGCUCUGAGCCCUCAAUAGAGGAGGCAGGAGGAGAGGGAGAGGGGUAUGAAGAGGGGAAGGAGAAGAAUGGCCACGGCACGCUGAAGGAUCAAGACGUCAAGGGACUGCAUUCCCCUGGACCUGAAAAGGCAGGUAAAGAGCAGACAAUCACAGACAGAGGUUCACCUGAGGACAGCUCCUCUCUCUCCCCCUCCAAAGACAGAGCCAAUCAGAGGGCAGCACGGCCUCCCGUGCCUCCUGCCUCUACAAAGCCUGUGCUUCAUCAUUCGCUUGACUCCGCUGUCACUCAAGGUGAUGAAGAUGGCAGCAACUCCAACGGAGUGCCGAAGGCGUACCGUAACAGGAAAACCAAUUCAUGUGACACAGGCAUGGGACACAACAGCCCCAGCGAUCUGGAGAAGUCCUCAGAUCGCAAGCCCCCUGUGAAAAAACCCAGACUACCCCCCAAAAGACACAAAUCUGUGGAUUUCCCCGGUCACGCAGGUCCGGAGCCUGGCAACGGAGGAGCGUCAUGACUACGCCAACCUAGGAUCCCGUCGGCCACAUUGGCAUGACAACUGUUGGGGGGGAUUAUUGUGAUAAUGGCUAGAGGAAGGAAGGAGGGAAGGGAAGGGAGAAGUACAUGGCUAAAGAGAAAGGGAUACAGAGAAAUAAUGAAAAAGAAAGACACCAGGGUAGAGAUGGAAAGUGAGAAGAAGGGAAAGAGAGAGGAAGACACUGGGAUAGAAAUGGAGUGAGUAAUAGAGGAAUGAGAGAAAGAUGCUAUAGAGGGAUGCAUAGAGAGAUAGAGCGCAGAAGAGACUGCUUGAGAGAUCAUUUAGCUCUUUGUAAACAAACCCUUAGAUGUAGCUACACUGUGUUCCAGGGGGAGCACAGUAACUCUUAUUUGUCCUCCCCCUGUCUGUCCAUUCUCUAUUUCACCCUCUCAAACUCUCAGCCAGCUGAACUAACACAGGCCCACAGUCAGCACUUCGCCUAGCAUCCCAGUGUCUGUAAUCAGGCCUCUCUCUUUCUUCCUUGCUCUUUCCUCUUUUUGUCUAUCUCUCUGUGUCUCUCUCGCUUGUCAGAUUUUCUCUUUUGUUAGUAGACAAUCCUUUGACACUGGAACUGUAAGCUUUGGUAUUUGCUUUUUAAGGUGAUCAUGACCUGUAAAUAUGAAAUAUGACUUAAUCAAUUUUUGCACAAGUCAAAGUAAAGACCAUUGCUCUGCAUUUUAUGUUGAUAUUUUGCAUAUUGGUAAGUAUUGCAUAAGUUAUCAGGAAGCUGUUGUGUGAUGAUGUUCAUUUUAUCAUUGUUAUUACAUUAUUUCAUGGUUGCCACUUGGUCAAAUAAACCUUAUAACAAUCAAAGUUGGGCAAGAACAAACUGAGCUUUAUUUUUAAAGAAAAAUGUGAAUGUGACUUUGAAUAAAGUUUGGGCCUUUA